Molecule: messenger RNA, 3939 nt
Organism: Aureobasidium pullulans EXF-150
Lineage: Eukaryota; Fungi; Ascomycota; Dothideomycetes; Dothideales; Saccotheciaceae
Product: putative 5-oxoprolinase
Exons: 2
Coding region: 1-3939 (1312 amino acids)
Biological process (GO): glutathione metabolic process
Cellular component (GO): cytosol
Molecular function (GO): 5-oxoprolinase (ATP-hydrolyzing) activity
Source: RefSeq, a predicted model, not a curated record
AUGCCUCCGAGAGGUGUUCGUAUUGCCAUUGAUCGCGGUGGCACCUUCUGCGAUUUUUGGGCACAGAUACCUGGUCAAGAAGAGGUCAUCUUCAAACUGUUGUCCGUCUUUCCAGAGGAGUACUCAGAUGCGCCGACCGAAGGCAUAAGAAGAAUACUGGAGCUUGCGACCAAGACAAAGAUUCCGCCCGGUACUCCUCUUGACCUGGCACCCGUGGAAUCCAUACGCAUGGGCACGACUGUUGCAACAAACGCCCUUCUCGAGAGAGCCGGAGAUCCGGUGGUGCUGGUCACGACCAAAGGCUUCCGUGACUUGCUCAAAAUCGGAAACCAAGCUCGCCCUUCCAUCUUUGAUCUCUCCGUUGAGCGAUUGCAGAAGCUCUAUUCGAAAGUCUUAGAAGUCGACGAGCGUGUCACGAUCGAAGGCUUCGCCGAGGACCCAAAUCCGCAAUCCAUCGACAUCGCCAGCGAUCCCGCUCUCACCGAAGGAUUGACCGGUGAAGCUAUACGUGUACUUCGAGUUCCUGACCUUGACACCGUGCGCAGAGAUCUAGAGGCUAUCUGGGAGGAAGGUUUCCACAGUCUUGCAAUUGCUUUCGUGCAUUCGUACACCUACCCCGACCAUGAACGCGUAGUAGCCCAAGUCGCACGAGAGAUUGGAUUUAAAACGCUUGCCGUCAGCUCUGAGUUGCAACCAAUGAUCAAAGUCCUCUCUCGAGCCAAUUCAGCAGUAGCCGACGCCUACCUGAAUCCUAUUACCCAGACCUACCUCGACGGUUUCCGCAAGAGUUUCAAGGGCGAGCUCAAGGACAGCGCAUCCGCAAACAAGCUUCUGUUGAGCCAGAGCGAUGGUGGUCUGACAACGUUCUCGAGGUUCACAGGCUUGAGAGCCAUUCUCUCUGGCCCUGCUGGCGGUAUUACUGGGUAUGCAAAGACGUGCUAUGACGAGAAGGAUGGUACACCAGUGCUCGGCUUUGACAUGGGUGGCACAUCGACUGAUGUAUCGAGGUUCUCCGGAGCUUUCGAGCAUGUUUUCGAGACAGCCAUCGCUGAAGUCUCAAUCCAAUGUCCUCAACUUGAUAUCAAUACUGUGGCAGCUGGUGGUGGGUCUAUGCUGUUCUGGCGCAAUCGCAUGUUCGUUGUCGGCCCCGAGUCUGCUGCGGCCAAUCCAGGUCCCGCAUGCUAUGGACGCAACGGACCCUUGACUGUCACCGACGCGAACUUCUUGCUUGGACGUAUCGUUCCAGACUAUUUCCCUCGCCCACUCGAUUUAGCAACGGUUAAGCAGAAGUUCACCGACCUGACGGAGCUCAUCAACGCGGAAAAGGAAGGCGAGACCUCUCUCACGCCAGAACAAGUCGCUUCUGGAUUCCUCGCCGUGGCCAAUGCCACUAUGACGCGACCCAUCCGCAAGCUGAGCGAGGGGCGUGGCUUUGAGACGGCAGCCCACAAUCUGGCUUGCUUUGGCGGAGCUGGCGGUCAACAUGCUGUUGCGGUGGCCAGAGAUUUGGGCAUUCGCAGAACACUCAUUCCGCGUUACUCGAGUAUCCUUUCUGCUUACGGUAUGGCGUUAGCAGAUGUCGUCGUCGAAAACCAACAGCCAGAGGCCACAACGCUUGCUCCCGAAGCAUAUGGUCGCAUUGAUGCGCGUUACGCUAAGCUUUGUGAGAAAGGCACGAGAGACUUGAUCGCACAAGGUUUCAGCGCCGACCAAGUCAAGCAUGAACUCUUCCUGAACCUCAGAUACGCUGGUACGGACACCACUCUCACCGUCCAGAGAGAAGAGACUACCGAAGGACUCCUACAAGCCUUCGCAGACAGGCAUCGCCAAGAGUUCGGAUUUACACAGUCAAGAGAAGUCCUUGUCGACGACGUGAGAGUCAGGAGUGUCGGGCAGGCCAUGAAUAUAGAACUCCCGAGCCCUUUCAGCGAAUUGCAACGUAUUGCUGCAAGUCCACCAGUCAGUCCAGUGGUCACUGGGAAUAGCAGGAGGGUUUUUUUCGCAGACCAAGGCUGGACUGAUGCAAGUCUUUACCAUCUGGCUAACCUCAAGCCCGGCGUUCGAAUCCGCGGUCCUGCUUUGAUCAUUGACAAAACUCAGACCAUCGUCCUCGAUGCUGCAAGCGAAGCUUCUAUUCUCUCACAGCACGUCAUCAUCGAUCUACUCGACACUGAGCGCAAAGCUGCCUCUACCGAGGUGGUCGACCCCAUCCAGCUGUCGGUCUUCUCGCAUAGGUUCAUGUCUGUUGCAGAGCAGAUGGGCCAGACCAUGCAGAAGACGAGUAUCAGCGUCAACAUCAAGGAAAGGCUGGACUUCUCAUGUGCUGUUUUCGACUCGAAAGGCUCGCUGGUAUGCAAUGCACCGCACAUUCCUGGACAUCUCGGUUCUAUGUCUUAUGCCAUCGCUUAUCAAGCUCGUCGUUACAAGCCGGGAGAGCUAAAGCCUGGCGAUGUGAUACUCUCGAACACGCCUUCUUCUGGAGGCACUCAUCUUCCGGACCUGACAGUGACGACUCCGGUUUUCGAUUCUGAUACCAAUCCAACAAAGAUCAUGUUCUUCGUUGCUAAUCGUGGCCACCAUGCUGAUAUCGGAGGAAUCAUCCCUGGCUCCAUGCCGCCAAACUCGACUGAGCUCUGGCAAGAGGGUGCCGCGGUGGAAUCAUUCAAAAUGGUCAAGGAAGGUGUUUUCGACGAGUCGGGCCUUGUGCAUCACCUAUACGAUGUACCAAGCUCAUACCCUGGCUGUUCCGGAACGCGUACGCUCAACGACAAUCUCGCAGAUCUCAGAGCCGCCGUAGCAUCCAACAACCGUGGUAUUCACCUUAUUCAAGCGUUGGUUCGGGAAUACACAUGGCCGGUGGUGGAGUUCUACAUGCAAGCCAUCCAGACAAACGCAGCGAAUGCUGUUCGAGAUCUACUCAAGGGCGUCGCUCAUCGCUUUGACUAUCGCCAAUUAUCUGCCAUCGACUACAUGGACGAUGGGUCUCCCUUCUGCCUUAGCAUCAGUAUCGAUGGUACGACCGGUGAUGCCACAUUCGACUUUACAGGGUCAGGGCCGGAGGCCUACAACAAUCUGAAUUGUCCUCCGGCGAUCAUAUAUUCUGGGAUCAUGUAUUGUCUUCGUUCUCUUGUACCAUCCGAUAUGCCGCUGAACCAAGGAUGCCUGGCACCACUCAAGAUCGUCAUUCCGCCCGAGACCAUCAUCUCCCCGUCCUACAAGGCGGCCACCGUGGGCUCCAAUGUCGAGACCUCUCAGCGUAUUGUUGACCUGAUCUUCAAGGCAUUCCGCGCCUGCGGUGCGUCUCAAGGCACGUGCAACAACCUGACGUUCGGCUAUGGCGGCAUGGACGAUUCGGGAAAGGUCACAAAGGGAUUCGGAUAUUACGAGACAAUCGCAGGUGGAUCUGGUGCAGGCGCGGAUUGGGACGGAGAAAGCGGUGUUCAUACGCACAUCACAAACACCAGAAUCGGCGACCCUGAAGUGUUUGAGAAGCGAUAUCCAGUUCUCCUCCACGAAUUCAGCAUACGCAAAGGUUCGGGCGGUCGUGGUUUGCAUCCGGGCGGUGAUGGUUGCGUGCGCGAUAUCGAGUUCCGUGUUCCGCUACAGGUAUCGAUUUUGAGUGAGCGACGCGUCAUUCCACCUUACGGUAUGGCUGGCGGUGAGGAAGGGAGUCGUGGCGUGAACAUCUGGAAGAGACGCGAUCCUGAAGAUGGCACUGUUCGGACUAUCAGUCUUGGAGGCAAGGCCACAGUACAGAUGAAUGCGGGCGAUCGUAUCAUCAUCAUGACUCCAGGAGGUGGUGGGUACGGCGUGCCGCCUCAGCAGAUCAAGGACGACAUAGUUGCGGACUUCAGGAUCAGAAGUCGAGGUGCUUUCAUCGGAGGUAAGGUCGGAAGUGGCAGUGUGGGCGAGAAGCAGGCCAUGGCUCAAGGCAAUUGA